UUUUUUGUUUUUUUUACUAGUUGGAGAAGCGUAGCUUAUGAUAAAAGCCACUGGCCAGAGAGAAUUCUGUGUAGGCCAAAGAGUUGUAUAAAAGCCAAACUAGCCAAUAGAGGGCACAAAGCUAACAUGGCAGCAACAAAGGUAAGCCUGAAGCUUUUUAUAGAAAAAAAGAGCCGUCGAGUGCUGUUUGCUGAGGCAGACAAAGAAUUUAUUGAUUUCCUCUUCUUUAUUUUCACUCUGCCGGUGGGAACUAUCACCCGGGUCUUACAGAAGCAAAACAUGGCAGGCAGCUUGAAUAGCUUGUACGAUAGCAUAAAGAGUCUGAGUGAUAUUUACUUUCAGCCAGGCCAAGAUAAAGACUUUGUGCUAAAUCCAAAAGUAGCCAUUUCCGGUGUUGAAGUCCCUCUCCUCCUGCCAAGCGUUGAUGAGCAGUCAUUACAGCUGUAACAACCGAGAAAUUUUAUAAGUGCGGAAACCACCAGAAAUGUACGUACGUGGCAGUGGCUAAUGACCAGAGAACAAUUUGUCCUUCGUGCAUGAAUACAAUGAACUCUGAGCUAAGAUACGUGGACUACCGACCAAGGGAUAUCAAGGCAUCCUCCUCAAGUGAGGGAGGUUACAUGAAAGGGUUGAUUACUUACAUGGUGAUGGAUGAUCUUGACAUCAAGCCCAUUUCCAUGUCCACCAUCUCUGCUAUCUCUUUACUUAUCAAAUUUAAUGUCAAGGACGUAGGAGCUGUUGAGGAGAAGGUGGUCGAUUUUGGCAUUGAUGAGGGUGUGAAAUUACUUAAGGCUUCUAUGCAAUCAAAAACCGUUUUGACCGAUGUCUUCCUUCAAGCAGAGACCGCUGGAUUUGGAACUUUAAUAUCUAGGUGCAAAAAUUGUAUGGAAACAAUGGAAUUAUUUAUCCAUAAAAUUAUCCGUGGGAUUACUAUAUUGUUUGCAAUCUCGUUUCUCAUUGCCUUUAUAGGCAACGAAGAUUGUAUGCGUCGUUGUUUGGAUGAGCACAAAUUCAAACUCAAAUUUCAAAAGCCAAUGUAG
Messenger RNA from Corylus avellana, 1040 nucleotides. NCBI's taxonomy places the organism in Eukaryota, Viridiplantae, Streptophyta, Magnoliopsida, Fagales, Betulaceae. The record is from RefSeq and is a predicted model, not a curated record.